GAAAAAGAACAGCGGGGGAAAGAACCGAGGUUGAGGCUGCAGGAGAAAGCUGGGGGAAGGAUGGGCGAGCCGGCGUUUAAAACCACCGGAUCCAAGUGGCUGCAGCCCGUCAGUGAGCUCCUGGGCUUCCCUCUGGACCAGGUGAACUUUAUGUUCUGCCAGCUGUUUGCCCUCGGUGCUGCCUUCUGGUUCCGUCUCUACCUCAGUCCUCGCCACGCCAACCCUCUGGUCAGGCACGCUGUCGCCACUCUCCUCGGCAUCGCCUUCCUCAUCUUCUGCUUUGGAUGGUACUCGGCUCACAUCCUGACUGUGGUGCUCGCAAACUACUUGAUCAUUAUCAACGCUGACAUCAAUAAUGUCCACAAGUAUUCCAUGGUGACUGCUAUGGGCUAUCUGACAGUGUGCCAAGUGAGCCGAGUCUUCAUCUUCAACUAUGGGAUACUUUCCACUGACUUCUCUGGACCUUUGAUGAUAGUAACCCAGAAGAUCACCACGCUGGCUUUCCAGCUGCAUGACGGUAUGUGUAAGAAGCCUGAACAGCUGACAUCGGAGCAGAAGCUUGCAGCUAUAGACGUGAGGCCUUCUCUCAUCGAGUACCUGAGCUAUAAUCUGAACUUCCUCAGUGUGUUGGUGGGUCCGUGCACAGACUAUAAGGAUUAUACAGACUUCAUAGAGGGCAGACACAUCAGCAGGAGGCUCAGGCUGCGCUCUGGGACAUGUAACGGGCAGAAUGGCUUCGAUAAGACGCCAGAGCCGUCACCUACAGAUGCUGUCUGUCGAAAGCUGCUGGUCUGCAGUGGCUGUAUGCUGUUCUUCCUCACCGUGACUCGGGCCUUGCCGAUAAAGCACAACGUCAACUCCGACUUUGUCAGCGGCGCCUCCUUCCUCACCAGACUCACGUACGCUUUCUUCUCCAUACAAGCUGCAAGGCCCAAAUUCUACUUCGCUUGGACACUAGCUGAUGCUGUGAACAACGCGGCCGGUUAUGGUUUCCUUGGGAUGGAUGAAAAUGGAAAACCAUCCUGGGACCUCAUCUGCAACCUCAACAUCAUCGGGAUUGAGACGGCAACCAGCUUCAAGACCUUCAUAGACAACUGGAAUAUUCGAACAGGAAUUUGGCUCAAGACGGUGUGUUACGACCGAGUGCCGAAGCACCAGUUGGCGUUGACCUUCAUCCUGUCGGCUCUGUGGCACGGAGUUUAUCCAGGAUACUACUUUACCUUCCUCACUGCCAUCCCCAUCACUGUGGCUGCGAGAGCUGUGAGGAAAUCUGUUCGUCACUUCUUCCUGAGCUCCGGAGUCUUGAAGUUUGGUUACGACAUCCUAACUUGGGCAGCCACACAGCUCGCCAUCUGCUACACCGUCAUGCCUUUUCUACUGCUGGCAGUCGACCACACUCUAGUUUAUUACAGGUCCAUGUACUUCCACGUGCACAUCAUCAGCAUUCUGGCUGCAGUCGCCCUCCAUCGGAAACAUAAACCCAGGGAACCCUCUGCCACCAAAGCGUUUUCCUCCUCCUCCUCGGCUCCGUGCUCAGCCCAGUGCCAGCCUGUUCACUCCAACAACAAUGACAAAGUGGACUGAAAAGCCCCCUCUUCACGUUCUUUUACCAGCUUCUCGCUCCUCUCUCUCAAAAGACAAGUGAGUGUCCCCACUGGGCGACUUAAAACGGGGAAAACUUUGUGCUAUUUAUUUUUUGGGGACAAUACAGACUAAAGAGAUAGAUGAUGGUACCGGACAACGCAGGAUUUCUCACCUGCGGCACUGAAUACACACCAGGAUGGAAAAUUAAGGCGACGACGUUGAACUCAGCAGGCCGACUGUAAAGAGAAACACUAGCUGAGUGAACGCUGGCCUCCCUUCAACCUGCCCCCGGCUCUCUCCCCUCCAUCCCACCUCAACACCAGCCUGCUCUCCCCCCCUCUCCUCCCCUCCGCUUACCAACAACAAUGCAACAGUGUGAAGAGAGAAAAUGAGGCUCACUUUCAUUCCUGUCCUCCAUCUGCACUGUCCCACUGACUGGUGGGAUCCAAGCCAAACGCAGUGGGAGAGCAGCUCAUAAACAGGCUGCAAAUACCACAAAAACUCGUGCAUAAGCAGACGCUGGGAAACAAAUAUGCACAUACUCUCUCUCGGACGCGCUCGCACUCGGUCGCGCUCGGGCGGCACACAAAGGCCGCCCUUGUGAGGCCACAACAGAGCAUGCCAAGAGGGGAGAGAGCUGCACCCGCUGCACCCAGAUGAUGUUGUAGAUUCAUGUGCGCCUACGUCCCACCAUCGUUUGUCGGUGAAAAAAAAAACAAAAAACGAUGGACUGUGUCAGUAUUUCUACCACUGAAAAGCACAUGAAAUACUAAUCAGACCCUGCAGCUCUCAGACUGUCUAGUGGAAGCAUUAAUAUUUCUGAUAUGGUGACAUUUUCAGGUAGCUCCUCCAGGUGAGGAAACUUUAGUUGUAUCACUUCCUUGCACAGUUAUAACAAAUGAAACAAUGGCAGAAGCACAAGAGUACUUCCCGUAGUUUAGUUAGCAACCACUUUCCUAUCUUGUUUUUAAAUAGUGACACAGUUGUGCUAUCAUGUGCACGGUGCUGGAUACCUGCCAUCAUGAUACAGUGAACAAAAAAGCUGUGGUGAAGCUGAGAGGAAAUCCAUUUGACUUUUCUCACUUUUCGGACACUUAAAGAAUAGAAAAUGUGACCCCGAAAAGAGGGAUUUAUAAGUCAAACGUGUUUCCUCUCAGUGGAAACACGGCACUGUGUUGGUCCUGUGGCUCUUUGUAGGAUUGAGAGGUUGUUUUAACAGAGACAUCUGGUGGUUGUUUGUGCGUCUGAACUGAGCUGAAUGAAGUAAUGAAGGUAAGUCAUGUGUGACCGACUGGAACUGUCAUCCUUCAGCAAUGCAACUUCAAGCCAAACACCAGCUGAUUUUUUUAUUUUUAUUUUAUUUUUUUGUCUCCACCGGUAUUACAAUUUAUCACUAGCUUUUACUUUUUGCACAGUUGAAGUUGACGAAUAUGUUGAUCACAGAAGAAAUGAGCACAGCGGGAGGAAAUUAGCCCCGAUGAUGACGGUUUGGGAGUUUGUGGCACAGUGGUUUGAAUAAUAAUGGUGCUACAUGCAGGCUAGUGAGAUAGCUCUGUUUAUAGGUUUAUUAUAACGAGGUUUGCUAGAUGAGCUAACCAGUUGCAAUGCAAGAACUUUUUUUUUUUUUUUUUUUAAGAACAGUGCCCGUUUUCCUCGUGAAACUCUCUAUAAAGGGGCUUCCUACUGAAAAUGCAUUUUCUUUCUGUGGGUAGAGCAUGUUUGUACACCAUGUUUGCCUGUUUAAUCAUGUUGGAGAAACAAUCUCAAUGCAUUUUGUUACCUGCUUUGGAGUAUAAUGCCUGGAAAAAUGUGCGUUUUAGACUUGCCUGUUAUGUCUCAGUUUAUAUAUUAACUCAACCCUCUAAUUCCUAACAUGUAGAGCCUUAUUUUUGAAAGAAAACGAAACAUCACAAACCAUGAAUCUAUUUUCUUUUAUAUACAUUUUUCAAUCCUGACAGACAAAUUAAAUUUCUUAUCUGUGCUGUGAUGAUGGAGUCGGGGCCACAAAUGGCAUUAACACUAGUUAUUGAAUAAAUACCACAAGGGAAUUAUUCAAGAUUUUAACUGUUAGGGAGGAAAAUGCAAAUGAACCCAUCAUGAGUCUACUUUAGCUAAUUAGAUCAAUUUCCUUUAUGACUAAAUCUUUUAUAUCUUCAGCUAUGUUGGAUUUAAGAUGCCACCAUUUAAUUUUUUGUUGAUUAUGCUGAUGUUUAAAUGCACAUUAGCGCCGCUCAUGGAGUUAAUGAAGUGUCAAUAAUUACAACCCUGAGGACCCGAACACUGGUUAUUUGUUUUGCAAGAUGCCUUUUGCGAGCAUUUAGACCUGAAGUCAACAAAAUGUGCCGGUAAAAGGCUCAACGAGGGAAGCAGGUUGGCUUUUGCUAUAAUAUAAAAAAUAGAAUUUCGUACAUCUAAGCCGUUAUUAACUGGAACUGUUGGAUGUUGUUCUCAGUACCAAGUUCGUCUACAUGUGUUUUUGUUUUUUUAGAACAGGGAACUGAGCAGUGAGUGACAAAUACACAGUAUGAAUCUUUUGUCAGAAUGAGCAGCUAUUUGAAUGAUUUAAUACUGAUACUGAAUUAUUUUUUUGUAUGUGUUUUGCAGAUGUGUGUUAUCUAAAUGUACUGACUGUGAGAGUGUAUGCGAGUUCUAUUUUAUUACUACCUUUGCUCCGUUUUAGUAUUGAUUGUGUGGAGAAAUGAGUGGUAUCAAAAAAAAAUCUAAUAAAGCUUCAGUGAAACAAA
Stegastes partitus (bicolor damselfish) is the source of this 4328-nucleotide messenger RNA. RefSeq names its product membrane bound O-acyltransferase domain containing 1 (gene mboat1). The coding region runs from base 61 to 1584 and encodes 507 amino acids. The transcript is spliced from 13 exons. Gene Ontology annotation, molecular function: acyltransferase activity. Gene Ontology annotation, cellular component: membrane. The record is from RefSeq and is a predicted model, not a curated record. Gene Ontology annotation, biological process: lipid modification. NCBI's taxonomy places the organism in Eukaryota, Metazoa, Chordata, Actinopteri, Pomacentridae.